Vanessa atalanta (red admiral) is the source of this 1169-nucleotide messenger RNA. Its product is annotated as PIN2/TERF1-interacting telomerase inhibitor 1. The record is from RefSeq and is a predicted model, not a curated record. The transcript has 2 exons. The coding region runs from base 84 to 1154 and encodes 356 amino acids. Gene Ontology annotation, cellular component: nucleolus. Gene Ontology annotation, molecular function: telomerase inhibitor activity; nucleic acid binding. Gene Ontology annotation, biological process: regulation of ribosome biogenesis. NCBI's taxonomy places the organism in Eukaryota, Metazoa, Arthropoda, Insecta, Lepidoptera, Nymphalidae.
UUCAAACACCGUCCAUUUUGACAAGUGUAACACGUGAAAAUGAAAUAAGUGAAUAUAAACUACUGUAACUUAUUUAUAUAAACAUGUCGAUGUUAGCGGCACCUCGCCGUAAACAGAAAGUGAUAAACCUUCGUGCUAAAAACAAUGCUUGGAGCAAUGAUACUAACAAGUUCGGGCAGAAAAUGUUGGAAAAAAUGGGUUGGAGUGCGGGCAAAGGGUUAGGUGCGAAAGAAAAUGGAAUGGUUGAUCAUGUCGUAGCGAAAUAUAAAAACGAUGAACGAGGAUUGGGUUUUGAAGAUAAGAAUGACCAAUGGACGAAACAUGAGGAUGACUUUAAUGCACUACUUGCGAAUCUAUCAAAUGCUGAAAGUAAUGCCGAGACCUUACAUAGUGGAGUUUCAUUAGAAGACAAAUCAAAGAAAAGUAAGGCUCGUAUCCACUACCACAAGUUUACACGCGGCAAGGACAUGUCACGGUACAGUGAAAAAGAUUUGGCUAAUAUAUUUGGUAAAAAAAGUUUGAAAGAGAAAGAAGAAGAAAAACUUGUGCAGGAUGAUGUAAAAACUAGUGAACAAGUAUUUACUGAGAAGGGUAACAUGGAUGAUUAUUUUAAAACUAAAUUAGCCAACUUGAAAUCAAAAAGCAAAUUGCUCAACUCUAAAUAUGAAUCCAGUAAUGAAGACGUGGUGGCUGAUUAUAGUUUCAAAGGUUUUUCUAAUGAUACUGAAACAGAAAAUGAAACCACUAAUACUUCUGCAUUCCAAGGAUUUUCAUUUUAUAAUAUGAAAAAUAAAGAUAAUGUUGAAACUUCCUUGUCAGAUACAGUUAUAGAUAAUAAUGAAGAAUUAGUAAAAAAAAAGAAAAAGUCAAAGAAAAAAGAACAAUCUGAGGUAACAGAAGAAAAUAGUAUUAAUGCAGAUUUAGAAAUAAAUAAUGAACUGCAGUUUGAUACUUUACAAGAAACUAAAGUAAAAAAGGCAAAAAAGAAGAAAUAUCAAGAAUUAACUGAAGAUUUAGUUGAAAGUGAGCCAAUAAAGAAGAAAAAGAAAAAUAAAAAUAAACAAAAUGAAGAUAUACAUGAACAGAUUGUAAAAUGUGAUGAAGAUAAAGUACCAAAAAAGAAAAAAAAACGAAAAAAUCAAAACAAUGAGUAAAAAUUAUAUAAAAAA